Molecule: messenger RNA, 10591 nt
Organism: Heterocephalus glaber (naked mole-rat)
Lineage: Eukaryota; Metazoa; Chordata; Mammalia; Rodentia; Bathyergidae
Source: RefSeq, a predicted model, not a curated record
UUCAAGCCCGCCAGGCACCGCGGCGAUAUCUUCAAAGCGGCCGAAUUCCGCCCUGCAGAUUCCAUACGGCGUUCGUCCAGACCCUGAGAAGACGUGACUCAUCGAGAGCUUCCUAAAUGGCCAAUAUUCGAUAUUAAGUUGCAGUUUAGAAGCUUGCAGAUGGGUCAAGGGCUGUGGAGAGUGGCCAGAAACCAGCAGCUACAACAGGAAGGCUAUAGUGAGCAAGGCUACCUCACCAGAGACCAGAGCAGAAGAAUGGCUGUGAGCAACAUUUCUAACACCGGUCAACGCAAGCAAGUCCAAGGAGGCAUUGAUAUCUAUCAUCUUUUGAAAGCAAGGAAAUCCAAAGAACAAGAAGGAUUCAUUAAUUUGGAAAUGUUACCUCCUGAACUGAGCUUUACCAUCUUGUCCUACCUAAAUGCAACUGACCUCUGCUUGGCUUCAUGUGUUUGGCAGGACCUUGCUAAUGAUGAACUUCUCUGGCAAGGGUUGUGCAAAUCCACUUGGGGUCACUGUUCCAUAUACAGUAAGAAUCCACCUCUAGGAUUUUCUUUUAGAAAACUGUAUAUGCAGCUGGAUGAAGGUAGCCUUACCUUUAACGCCAACCCAGAUGAGGGGGUAAACUACUUCAUGUCCAAGGGCAUCCUAGAUGAUUCGCCAAAGGAAAUAGCAAAGUUUAUCUUCUGUACAAGAACGCUAAAUUGGAAAAAACUGAGAAUCUAUCUUGAUGAAAGGAGAGAUGUCUUGGAUGACCUUGUAACACUGCAUAAUUUUCGAAAUCAGUUCUUACCAAAUGCACUGAGAGAAUUCUUUCGUCAUAUCCAUGCCCCUGAAGAGCGUGGAGAGUAUCUUGAAACUCUUAUAACAAAGUUCUCACAUAGGUUCUGUGCUUGCAAUCCUGAUUUAAUGCGAGAACUUGGCCUUAGUCCUGAUGCUGUCUAUGUACUGUGCUAUUCUUUGAUUCUACUUUCCAUUGACCUCACUAGCCCUCAUGUGAAGAAUAAAAUGUCAAAAAGAGAAUUUAUUCGAAAUACCCGUCGUGCUGCUCAAAACAUUAGUGAAGAUUUUGUAGGGCACCUUUAUGACAACAUCUACCUUAUUGGCCAUGUGGCUGCAUAAAAGGCACAAUUGCUAGGACUUCAACUUUUUACUUCAGACUAAAGCUAUCCAAGGACUUACUAGCAGAUGUGGAGUUACAUCCAUGUUGGUCAUUCUAGCCUCUGUAUACAAUCAAGCUUGAGUAUACAACUUCUUUUCCUUUCAUUCUUUCCUUUUUUAGUAAUUUCCCGGGGAAACUAAAUAAUUUUGCAGGACUUUUCCUAAUUUUGCUUAUUAUGUUUUGCACAAAGCCGAGCCAUUAUCUAACCCAGCUGUUAAGAAUGUUAAACUGACAUACAUUAUACUCUGUAAGAUGGUGUAUUUGUGCAUUAGAUUUGCCUGAAAAACUUUAUCCAUUUCCAUUUUUUAAAAAUACAAUGGAUUGUGUACAUAUUUAACUAAAGAGAUUUAUAAUCAUAAUUAUUUUAUUGUAAAGAUUUUAACUAAAAUGUUUCCUUUUCUCUCAAACUGAGUUCUGAAAUUUAUUUGAUUCAAAUCAGAAAAUGUUGUCUGUAAAAGUUGGAUCUGACUUCAGAUAGAAACCAAUACCAGCUUUCCUUCUCUUUGAACUUUGAGAAUAGUGUUUAUUUAUUACUAUAUUGCUAUGCAAACCCAGCAUUUAUUUGUAUAAUAUAAAUUUAUCAUUUGAUUCUUCAUUUUAAAAACUUUCAGGUUAGUCAAGUCUUGGUAAGUCCUUUAAGCCAUUUAGGAUUUUUUUAAAGUGUGUUACAAUUUAAGAUUUACACUUACAAAAACAGAAUAAAAUAGUAUUAGAACUCUGGUAAAUCUUUGAUUGCUUAUAUCUGAGUUCAUUUGUCAAAUGACUAUUUUCCUAAUCUUGAUGAUCUAUGUUCAGAGUCCACUGAAGGGAGUAGUGUAACAGAUAGUAUAUACUCUUCAUUCAUUCAGUACAUCUCUAUUGAGGGCCUUCCACAUGCUACUUACGCCCUUUGCUGGGUACUGGUGCCUGGUUUUCUUCCAAAUCUGACUCUAAGUCAGCAGAGGUUGUUAAUUUUACAACUGUACAGUUAAUACUACAUUUUUUUCAAUGACAAAACCUAAGGUAAUUGAAUAUAUUUUUAAUAUCAGAGGGAUGUUUUAACUACUAGGAAAUAAUUUCUAGAUUCUGAAGCAGAUACCUAAAUAAUUUUCACAUAUGCAUAAUAUUGAAUUUCAUGACAAAAUAAUUAUAAUGUUUUGUUUGUUUUUUGGGACAGAAUCUCACUCUGUAGUUUAAGCUGGCCGUGAACUCACUAUGCAGUCCAGGCUGGCCUUGAAUUUAUGGUGAUCCUCCUGCCUCAGCCUCGCAAGUGCUGGGAUUAUAGGCAUGCACCGCCACACUGGCAAAGUAAUUACAAUUUUUAACCUUCAGACUAAUUUUCCAAAGAUAAAAAAUAGCAAUGACAUUAAUUUAAAGCUGACAGUUAACUUAGUUAAACUCCCAAUUGCAUACUCUUGCUGACCUACAGUUGGUGUCAGCUCCAAUUUCAGUUCAGUUCUUUGACCAGGCUGCUUCCCUUGGAAUCUGUUCUGUUCAUGCACACUCCAGAGACCAGCCAGAAUUUUGGGCAAAGUUAAUGCACAGGAUUUGCAUCUCUCUCACUGGUUCUUUACUCAGGAUUUCCCUCUGCAUGUUUUUGGUAGCUAUCAUUAUGCCAAACUCUAUCCUGUAAUUCAUCAAGUUAAUGAAACCACAGGCUCCACAUGAUGCAAACUAAAAUCUAUAAAAAUGGGAAGCUCAACCGAUGCUAUCCUCUUCUUCCAAGCAUUCUCUCUGUUGGAUCAGCCUGCCAACCCAAAGGUCAUUUUCCACCUCUUUCCACUGGUUGAUUUGUAAAUUUUUUCCAGUUUGUAGUUUUAUCUCUUGGGGAAAUGAUCUGAAAGCUAGAACCUCUCCAACUGAGCACUACUCUCCUUUUUAAGAUUAUUGAAUAGGGAUUUAUCCCUCGUUAUUUUUAAAACUAGAUGAGUAGAAAUGUUUAACAUGUACUAUCAAAAAUCACAAUAAUAAACAUAUUAAUAAUAAUCAUUUAGUAAAUAAGAAUUUAGUAUUUCCCAGUAGUAGUCCCACCAACUUUGGGGGAAAUAUAUUCUUCAUUACUGGAAGAAUUAAUGUACUGUAUGUACUGUCCCAUAUAAUGUAGGAUAUAAGGAUGCCGAUUUUGCCUCUUACAUGCUAGGAGCAUCCCUGAGUCAUUGUGCUGCACAAAUAAUGGCCCCAACAUAUUUCCAGGUGUCUGCUGGAGAGACAGAUCAUCUGAAGUUUGGAAAUAUUUGAUCUUUCAGAUUUCAUAAUUGUAUCUUUCUACAACAUAAAUCUCCUGAUGACACUUCAGCAUUUCCUUUUGCUUUACAGAAUUAUCCUGGUAUAUAAGAUCUUUCCAAACCUAGCCUCAGCUUAUCUUUAAAGCUUCAACAAUAUUCCUCAAGUGGGAUCUGUUCUUUGCCUUUUAUAAGCUUUUUUUUCUGAUAUCCACUUUUUCUUGUUUUGUAUCUAAAUUUCCCUUACUCACCUGAGAUCUACCUCAAAUGUCUUUAUCAAAGCUUUCAGAAUGUAUCAAACAUACCACUCGUGUUCAUUUCUUCUGUCUUUGUAAACUAUGGCACUUUGUACAUAUCUUCUUACAAUAUUUAUAAUUUUAGACAAGUCCAAAUUUUUCAUCAGGUGUGACUUUGUUAAUGUCAGACUGUACCCAGCCUGACAGGUUCUAUUUUAAGGCCUGACCUAGGGAAAUGGCAGAGGGUAUAGAGAGGAGGAAUGAUUUUCAAAAUCCUGAAAAUUGAUAGCACUGAGGAUUUGGCAAAAAGUUUUCUAUUAUGAGCAAUUGGUAGUCCUAUUAUCAAAGGUAGCUACUAAGAGAACAACAGGUGAGUGAAAAACUAGGGAUCCCAAUUUUAGCAUAUUUUGAAUUUCAAGAUAUUAGAGUAUUCAUUUUUUUCUUUUUUAUCAUUUAUUUUUUAGUAUAUGUUUACAAUGCAUAAUGAUUACAUUUAUUGUGGGGGAUUUGAACAACGUGUGUGUAACACAUCUUAAUUCUCUUUUUGUCCCUUCCCUUUCCAUCCCUCCCUGCCCCCUCCAAUUCUCAAUCCCCUAGACUAUUCACUACAGCUGGAGAAUAGGACUAGAGUUAGAACUUCGUGGAGCUGGAUAUGCAAGUUGGUCAUAUUAGUAAAGUAUACUAAGUGAGACAGAAGGAAACAGCUCCUCUAGGGAGAAUGUAGAGUAAGAAGAAACAAUUGGGAACCACAGCAUUUUAGCUUUUAGUAGGGAAAAUGGAGUCAGAAGAGGAUUCACCAAAACUUUAGAAGGACUAGAAAAUAAUGACAUCCCACAAGCUACAGCAGAAAAGUGUUAGGAAGGAUGCCAAGGGCUGGAGGUGUGGCUCUGUGGAACAGCACUUGCCUAGCUGGCAAAAGAUGCUGAGCUUUACAUUAACUGCAGCCCAAGUAAGUUUUUCCCCUCUAUAUUCAUCCUUCUUGAGUCAACUUUUUCCACCCAGGGCUGAGUUCUUUAAGGCUAGAAAAUCACAGUACUGCUAAUGGCUUUUAUAUUCGUCGCUAGACAAAUAUUCAUUCAAUGUGUAAUCUAAGCUCUGUUGAACCCCACAGGAUGCUUAAGCCUGUCUACACCUUCCCCAAUAAGGGCUGUGUUGUUUCUAGCCCAGAAUGUCCCCAACUGUACCUAUAGUGUGCAUUCCUGUAGAAUAACCAAGAAGGGUUUCUAAUACACAAAUCAUAUUUUAAAAGAGAAGAAAGGAAGGAAAGGAGGGAGGGCAAGGGAGGGAAGGAAGAAGAAGGAGAGGGAGGAAGGAAGGAAAGAAGGGAAAAGAGGAAGGGAAAGAGAAAUGGGAACAAGAAUAGGAAGGAAGGAGAAAAGAAUGGAGGGAGGGGAAGGAAAUGAGAAAGAAGGAAAGAAAAGAAAGGGAAGAAAGAAAAGGUGAAGCAAAAAGAAAAUCCUUAAAAACUUAGAGCUUCCUCUAAAUUUGUCAUCGACAGGAUUUUUGUUGAGUACAUUUUGUUGAAACUAACAGCACCUGAUCUUAAUGAGUCAUCUGUGUUUAUCCUUUUAGUCUGUUUUCUCUUCUGGAAAUCUGUUAACUCCUUCCUCAUAUUUAAAAUCCUCAUAUUUUGAAAUAGUAUUUGUCCUCCAAUUCUAUUCCUACUAUGACAACUUUAUCAAGUCUUGUAGGUGGAAGUUUAAUUCUUGUGUCUUCCUCAGAACCUAACAUAGGCCACUGGCCCAGAACAGUUUCUUGAUAAAUUCCAAAAAAUGAAUGAAUUUGAUAGUUCACUCUAACAAAAGAAUUAUUUUGGCUCUUUCUCAGUUUCUAUAUAAGCGUUUAGAAAAGCGGCUUUACUACUACCACCUUUACAACAUACACUCAGAUACUUUAGGUGUCCACAAUUUACAAAUCAGAUUAUAUUAACUUUUAAAAAUAUUAAGACAGGUUCAACCUAUGUAUUAUUCUAGACAUAAAUUCAUCUCUCCAGGACUGCUAAUUUUAACUACCUGGAUGAAUCACUGCUACUUUAAGUUUGUCUACUAUUUUUAACUUAAAGAAUAGGUAGUUGAUCUCGUCACCUGUUGUUUUAAAUUUUAGCAAUAUUAUGAAUAUCAUUGAUUAUAGUGUUCAGUGGCAGUAGGCUUAUUCAGAAAUCCUCAUGUUUAAAAUAUUCAUUCUAAUUAAAAUAUUUUUCAAUGCCUAAGAGAAAUUUUUCUUAAAUAUCACUAUUAAUACAACUUCCCACUAUUAACACAGCUGCAUGCUCUUUCCAAGUAUUCAUAAGUGAAUAUAUUCCAGAAUACCAUCAUAAGGGAAUAAUCUGAUACAAGAAAAGGCAGUAUGCACACCUUUUAUCACAUCAUUAAAACAAAAAAAGAUGGAAACACUUGGAAUGCCUAAAACUUAAGGAAAGCUCCAAGAACCAUCACAUACUGUAUUUGUGUAUGUACUCUGUACCAGGCGCUAAACUAGAACUGGUCAGAAAGACCAAAAUAUAUUCUCAUGACCUAUUACUAUGAAGCCAUGAAAUCAAUGAAUAACACUGGAAAAUAUUUCUUUUAGAUACAUAUUAACAGAAAUUACAAACAUGUACAUACAUACGUAUAAUUACCAUAUAAAACGAAGCAAAAACCUAUGAAUGGGAAGGAGAGACUGCAAUAAAACAUACCAAAAUGUUACAAUGUAUUUUUAAAAUACCUGUUUUAAAUCUUUUUAAGAAUAAUAUAUCUUAGAACAAAAUAAAUUUAUUGAACUAUUAAAAAAUAGGAUGACAGUGUUUCUAAUGUACCUGGUACAGACUCCACUCAAAAUGUUUUUAUAUAUUUUUAUUCAAAAUUUGUUAUAUUUUUAAAAGGCAUUUGGUUAAACUGUUAACUUAUAUUUAGACAAAUGUUUUGUUUCCAAGCUUAGAAAAGUAGAUUGUUUUAUUUUAUUUUUGUCUAAUUGAAUUAAAGACCAACAAGAGAAAGAUACCAAAUCUCUACUGAAGAAAUUCUCAUUUGUUUAAAAAAAAAAAAUGAAAGAAAAGCUUUCUCCUUGGAAUGGUUAGACAGGAAGGUUGGAAUUAAUUUAAAAUGAUUAAUGAGAUUUUGUCAGGCUCCUUGACUUUACCACUACUGCAGUUUGUCAGGGGAACAACCUGGGAAGCCUGGACGCCACUCUGUCGCCCAAAACCACUCUCCAGGGAGAAAAUUAACUGGAGGGACUCGUGCCAGGUACACGUCAAUGGCAUUGUCUCUCUGGUAUUGACAGCUUAAAAGUCUAAAUCAGAAAUAUGCAUGUUUGGGGACGCACAUACCUAAGAUAUUGUUUUCAGUCUCUUUGCAAGUAGUUAAUCACUUUCUGAAUAUUUAAGUUGUUGACAUUUUCCAAAGGAAAUUAUUUGAAGACAAAAUCUUUACUAAUGUCCCUCCCUCUUCCCUAAUUUGUCUUAAAAUAAAAAACAAGGAAUUUUAGAAUCUCAAGUUCCUCUUUUUCUUUUUAACUUAAAGUAUUUGAAAAGUAAAAUCAUUUAUCAUUUUUGAAAACUUUUGUUAAAACUAUAAGCAUGACCUAGUUUUGUAGUCAAAUUUUUACUUUAAGUGAUAAGGUUAUAGUCUCUGAUUUAAUAAACCCUUUUUUACUUACUCGUGUAAAUAUUUAAAAAUGACACGAUUAUCUAAAACCAGAUUGCUGAAUAUGGCUUGUUGUUAGGUAGUACUAUAAGUGCAAUACAAAUUUUUUGCCCUAGUAUUGGUAUUUUAUUUGGUAUUAUACAAAUUAUUGUGUUCAGUAUUUGUAUUUAACUUAAAAUUAAUUAAACAAAUGUGCCCACACUAAUUAAACACUGCGUGUGAGUUACCAAUAUGAAAUAAACAUCAAUACUGAAUUACAGUAACAUUGAACAGAUUGUUAUUUGUAUUUAUACCAAUUACCAAUACCGAUAUAAUAUCAAUGCUUAUCAUCUUAUUUAAAAAUCUUUCAAAAAGUUCAGGCAAAAGGAGUUUCUUCUAGUGAGAACGUCACAGAAAGGACUUGAGAAUAUAACAGACAUUGGAAAACUCCUUUUAUAGAAAUUUAGCAUAAUAUACACUUGUCAAUUUUUAGUAACAAAAAAAUGAGCAGAGUGAUUUAUGUUGAACAGUAUUGGAUUGUUAUAUCUUCCGAGUUGUGUAGAUGAUAUACAUUAGUUACCAAGGAGAGAGACCUACCAGAGCAACACCUCUAGUGAAUAUCUACAAGUGUGGCCUAGAAAAGUUUAGCAAGGAUGCUGUUCUUAUUGAGAAGACCGUAAAAGGAGAUGAUUACCAAUACAUCUGUCACCUAUCACAUUGCCCUGCAAUGAGUUUCUUCAAAAUAGAUAUUGUUCUCAAUCCUGAGGCUAUCAAAUACUUUACUGUGUUUUUAAAAUUCUCAAAAUUCAUAUACCCUAUUUUCAAUGUGUAUGUUUUAACAUUAUUGCAAUUUAGUUGUUGCAUUAUGUAUUCUACCCCUAAAAAUGGCCUCCAAAAUCUAAUGUAGGCAAUAGUUGGUCUUGGAACAAGAAGAACACAAUAUUUUCUAGAAUGUUUGUUCAAAAAAGACUAUGCCCACUGUCAGAGAGACAAACACACACACAAGCACCCUUGAGUGGGUCCAGGCUCGAACUGUACUAGGUGAGAUCCAGUGCAAUGUAACAGCUGUCCCAUGAGGGCGCUUAUCACCAUGAUGGAUUUGCAUGGAUUCUGGGACUGGUUGUCAGCCUCAGAAAUUUGCUUGAGAACACAUCUCAAGCAAAUGUAUUUUUGGUGACAUUUAUUUUAAAUACAGAACAUGGGAGUAUUAUAGUGAAAACCUACUGGUCAGAGCCUUCUUUCACUUUACCACCUCACCUACACCGUAAGUUGAUUGGUGACCCUGGAAUCAGAGAAAGGGAGUUAACCUGAAUCAAAUGCUUCAUACUUUGUCAGACUAUAAUAACCAGUGCUUUUCUAAGUAGAAAUAAUUUCACACAUUGAAACUUUGACUGCUAAAAUCACUUUCUUCUAGAUACUACCAACAUUUGCUUCCGUAUUUCUUUUUAUUUUACUCUGUUAAGUAGAACACUGUUUUACUCUUCCCCUCACCAGUUUCUCUUUUCCUUGACUCAGAAUGUUUCUAAUACUUCCACUUAUUAAAUGAACGUAUUACAGUUUUAAUAAUAGCCUAUCACAUUAUACACAAAACCUAGGGUCAUUAGCACGUACUCAAAUUCUGCUAUACAUAGUCAAGGCCACUAGCCUCCAAGUACCUAUAACACGGCCAAAACUUUAGGACACUAUUUUUCAUAUUCUAGUAAAUUUUUAAUUUAAAUAUUCAAAGCAGCAUUUAAAGGUAGUCCUUUUUGUGCAAGGAAAUAAGAUACAAGAAAGAAGAAAACUGUUCCCUGUUUUCAAGGGCGUCGGUGAAUGGAAAGCAAUCAUAAUCACAUCCAGUUCUAUGACACUUCAUGUCAGCAUAGUUCUUUAGAAGUUUAUAGGAAUAAAAUGACAUUUGAAGAAUCACGUAACCAUUUAUAAGGCCAGGAGAGACACUUUCCCACGUACUUUGUGUAUGUUACUAACUUAGGGAAAAGCAGAACAAAAUGUGUUACUUCAAUAUCUGGACAGAUGAUCAAAGUCAUGGAAACAGAAGUACAAGUCAUUGAGUAGUGAAUAAUCUGUUAGAAGUGGAGGGUAAAGUGUUAGCAACAAUUUAGUGAAAGAAAAGCCUGAAAAAUAUAAGUUGCAGAAAGAAGAGGUUGAAAUAGAGUUGGCACUUGAUUUUUGCAGACACUUGGAGGUUUUCAAGAAGAAAUGUAUCAUUCUGAUCUGUUUUCUGAAGAUCUUUCUAAUGCCAUUCUAAAAUAUAAAAUAAAAGUGCAAUAGAACGUAGUAUAAGGUAAUCAAUGAAGAUUUGUAACUGUGUAUUUGUAAUUUUGCAAAUGAAAUGUGAUGGAAAUCUGCACUUAAGCAGUCCAUUGGGGUGGAAGUGACGGAGGAAAGAUUUGAGAGACACUUUUGAAGUAAGCAGUCUUGCCCCACUGCUAGCUGUCAGACAUAAAAAGAAAAGUAUACAAUGACUCCAAAUAGUCUGACGGUGUUGCCUUCCAGCAAAUUCAGCUAAAGGCCGUGUUUGAUGGAGUGGAGAGGAAGUGUCUGUUAAAAUAUAGCGAAGGCACUUAUGUAAGAUACUCAGUAGUUACUUUUUAAGUGUAAUGUGCUGAGAUGGGAGAAGAACGUUAAGGCAAUAUUUUGAGAGUCCUCGGCAUAGAAAUGGUAGAAUUAUGAGAAAAGUUGCAUAUAUUGGCAUAGUUGUGAGCACUUAGCAUAAUGCAUGGCAAAAAAUAGAAUCUAGAUAAAUAUUUGUUGAACAAACUGAUUUUGACAAGAGUUCUCAAACUAAAUGUUCCAAAAUAUCAAAAUACUUUAGUGACAUGCCAUGGAUAUAAAAAGAGACCACUCUGUCUCAAUUUACAGAAUCUUUCACAAUAAAAAUUUAAAACUAAAUAGCCAAAUUACUCUGUUCAGAAAGUUUCCUCUUGCCAUUCCAUGUAUUUGCCAGUGAAUGAGGUGCUGAACUCCUCAAAUAUUCUUGGUGACUACAGAUAAUUAUAAUGUACUGUAUGCUUCAACAAGCUUGAAGAAAGGAUAGUGAAUAUUUUCACCAUAAAUGAUAAAUGUUUGAGGAGAUAGAUAUAUUCAUGCUGACAUAAAUAUUAUACAAUGUACAAAGUUUGAUUGAAAAAUAUGGCAUGUGGUUAAUUUUUUAAAGGUAUUAUGGUAAAAGACACAUUGCCACUAAUCCCCCUCAAAAUACUCCCCCUUGCUUUGAACACACUUAUCCUAUCAAUCUUUCUACUUUCUGAAAAAGUUCUGGAACUCCUCUUCCAAAAAUGUCUUACGGGCCAGGGAUUUAGCUCAGUGGCACAGUGCCUGCCUGGCAAGUACAAGGUCUUGAGUUUGAUCCCCAGUACAAAAAAAAAAAAAAAAAAAGAGAAUGUCUUUACAAGG